AUGACCGCACUUGCAAAACUCAUUAAAGUCCCAAAAUCCGCACCUGCGACCUACUCACGCAUUUGCGGUCAUGCAGCUUACAAAUUUGUAAUCACUGAGGAGUGCCUAGAAAAACCUGAAAAUGCUGUUGAUGAUCAGGUUAAGUCCUACGACAAAUGGGUUAAGGCUGAUGAGAUGACGCGAUGUUACAUGCUUUCCUCUAUGGCGAAUAUUUUGCAACAUCAGCAUCAGUCUAUGGGGUCUGCUUAUAAUAUGCUCGAAAGUCUCAAAGAGAUGUUCGGUGAGCAAAAUCAUGCCGCUAAGCAGACAUCCAUGAAAGCCCUUUUGAACACCAAGAUGGAUGAAGGAUCAUCGAUUAAGGACCAUGUUCUGAAGAUGAUAAGUCUUCUAAAUGAACUGGAGGUCCUUGGAGCUAUGAUUGAUAAGGAUUCUCAAGUUGAGAUGGUCCUGCAGACUCUGCCUGACAGUUUUUAA
Nicotiana tabacum (common tobacco) is the source of this 474-nucleotide messenger RNA. Lineage: Eukaryota; Viridiplantae; Streptophyta; Magnoliopsida; Solanales; Solanaceae. The record is from RefSeq and is a predicted model, not a curated record.